CGCGCACAAGUCACGUCCAUAGAACGUCGCCUAACAUGUACUCGUAGACUACAUUCUACAUGAGUUUGGUGAAAUAAUCUGUACGCUGUCAGCAAAACGACACACUAAGCUAAGACUUCAAUUGAAUCGAACAUCAGCUUGCGACAGGAAAUAUAAAUAAAUUUACAGUGCAAAGCGAGGUCAGGUAGCCUGAUGAUAUAAGUAAAGGUCUUUGCUGAGGAGAAGAUUUGCAGCUUAUUCAUUGAUGAUACUCUUAAACAUAUGGUGGUUUACACGUGCCAGAAUUUAAGUCAACUCACGCAGAUUAAUGAUAAUUUUCAACACCAAUUACGUGAUACAUUAUCUAAAGGAGUACAUAAAGGUCUCAGUGGUUUGCCACACUUGCUCAGAACAGAACACGCGACAAAGUUUAAACUCAACUAUUACUAGUACUUGAAUAGUCUCUCUGCUGGCCCUUACUCUCAUCUCCCUUUUGAAGAAAAGGUUUGGAGUUUAUUCAACCACGUUGUUCCAAUGCAGAUGAUGGAAACAUUAUCAAAUAAUCCUUUGCUAAAAGUAAGCGAUGCUGAGAUAGCAAAGAUUCGCCGAGAUUACAAUUUAGACACAAACAAAAUUAAGGAAAACUUAGACGAAAUCGAGGAAUGGUGUAAGAAACAAAGUCACUUAGAAGGCGCCGUGCAAUACCUGAAUCGUGAUAUAAUGGAACGUAUACACAUUUUAGCAAAAGGAUCAGUCGAAGGAACGAAAAAAAAAAUUGAUAAAAUAUUGACGACUCGGGGCUUGAUACCAGAAAUAAUGCUUAACAAAUCGAUCGAUGAAUUUAAUAAAUUCCAAGAAAAUUUAAUUUUCAUAACGCUGCCAAAUCUAAGCCCGGUUUGUCAUUCGAGAAUAUUCGUGUCGCAAAUAACAAAUCCAAAUAUAAAUAAUUUCAGUUUCUUAACCUUCUUAAGAUAUUGUUUUAUGAUCGGUGAAUACAGAUUAUAUUUCGAAUAUAGUAUGUCCGACAGAUUCAUUGUGGAUCUGAAAAACGUUAAUAUGAAUAUUAUAGCAAAAAUAAAUCCAGUGCUUUUGAAGAAAGGAGAGACGUUAUGCACGUGUGUUUUAUUUCAGGAAGCAUAUGGAACCAAAAUUAAAGGAAUCCAUUUUGUUAAUGCUCCGCCAUAUGUUGAUAAAAUUAUAAAUUUAUUGAAACAAGUUCUUAAAGAAAAAAUAUCAAGCAGAGUCUAUGUCCACAGUUCGUAUGAGGAUCUACAGAAAGAAAUACCUAAAGAAAUUCUUCCGAAGGAGUAUGGUGGUGAUUCGACGAGCUGUGCUGAAUUAGCAGAACAAUGGAAGGAAUAUUUGAAAACGGAACAAGCUAGAACAAUCUUGGAAACAUCCAAUAAACUAAUCAGCGAUGAAUCAAAGCGAUGUUCUAUUAAAUUCAAUGAAGAAUAUUUGGGAAUGCCAGGUUCAUUUAGAAGAUUAAAUGUGGAUUGAAGUUUGAAGAAGAUUUAAAGAAACAAAAGUUUAGUUAUAUUAAAUGUUAAUUACGUUGGGCUCAAAAAACAAACUCAUUGCAAAAUCAAUAAUCAGUAACUAAAAUUGGUUUUGUGUCUUUAAUGACACCAGUUUUAGCUGUAUUUAAUGUUCCAUACUGAUAGAGUGUUAGACUGUAAUUGUUUCUGAUAUAAUCUAUAAUUUUGUCCACCUGAUCUGUGUCACCCUUGGGAGUUAAGAUAUUACGCCUCUCGGGUCUGUAGUUACACUGGCUCUCUCACCCCCUUAAAAUCAUACCGGAACAAUUCUAAGUGUUACUGCUUGCCGGUAGAAUAGCUAAUGGAUGGCACCUGUGUUAGUUCUGACUAGGUUUUUCUAAAGAAUUUAUUAAAUUCAUCUAACGACAAAUAAAAAUCUGUUGUCGAAAGUAAGAGUUGCGGAUCCUAUUUUUAAGAUACCAUUAAAUGUCGUUAAGAUUUUUCGAGCGUAGUCGUUCUUUGAUCUCAACUGUAUAUCGUUGAUACGUAAAUAGAAAGUGUCCAUUAAAUAAAGGCCAGACGAAUAACUAUAAUUAUGAGAAUUGAAUGAAAAGUCCAGGUGCGGGAGGAUAGGGGAAUUGAAAUGAUGAAUGUGGCAUGACAGGAUUCAGUUCCUAACGUGAUUUAUAGUGUCAAAUGUAAUGUGUGCUGUUAUUAUUUCAU
Messenger RNA from Vanessa atalanta (red admiral), 2180 nucleotides. RefSeq names its product alpha-tocopherol transfer protein-like. Gene Ontology annotation, molecular function: phosphatidylinositol bisphosphate binding. Gene Ontology annotation, cellular component: membrane. Bases 514 to 1479 code for a protein of 321 amino acids. NCBI's taxonomy places the organism in Eukaryota, Metazoa, Arthropoda, Insecta, Lepidoptera, Nymphalidae. The transcript has 8 exons. The record is from RefSeq and is a predicted model, not a curated record.